AUGACUGUUGAUCUUGACCUCGGUCACCUCACUAAGGCAGUGUUUGUCAGCUCUCUCCACUGCAGAGGUACUCUCAUGGUCCAUCCCUUCCUGACUUUUAAAUUAAAAAAAAAAAAUCUUGUUCUCAGGACUAGAUUGCACUGUUUAUGUAACCAAGUGGAUGCUUUGUGUAGAUGCAGCCUUGAAGGUCUGACUGGCCUCGCUGUCUGUUCAGCAUUGCAGCUGUCUAAACAGAGGCAAACCUAUUCAGGGGCUGUGUGCCCCAAAACUGCAGCCCCAGUGAUGAACACGGGACGCAGUCCACACUGA
Messenger RNA from Rangifer tarandus platyrhynchus (Svalbard reindeer), 309 nucleotides. NCBI's taxonomy places the organism in Eukaryota, Metazoa, Chordata, Mammalia, Artiodactyla, Cervidae. The record is from the annotation of a GenBank genome assembly.